Molecule: messenger RNA, 2520 nt
Organism: Carya illinoinensis
Lineage: Eukaryota; Viridiplantae; Streptophyta; Magnoliopsida; Fagales; Juglandaceae
Exons: 7
Coding region: 1-2520 (839 amino acids)
Source: RefSeq, a predicted model, not a curated record
AUGAAUCCAGAAGAAAAAUCUACGGUGCUGAAGUAUGCUGUUACGGGUGCUUGGGGGCAGGCCUUGAGAGGAGGAAGGUUGGUGAUGAGUGGUCUGUGGAGAAGUUGUGUGACAGAUGCAAUAGAGUAUCAGAUUGCAGAAGAGAAUAACGGCCUUAACAACCUUGAAGAUUUGUUUGCAUUUUGGGAAGUGAGGUUCUGUUCUUGGUAUCAAGAACCUUACAAGUGGUAUCAGCAGUCGGCGAUCCUUGGACAAGGCGUUCUAAUGGCAGAGGGUACGCGUGUAGCGUUGAAAGGUCACCAAGAAACAACUCACAAGCAACAAGAUCUGGUUCAGAAGCAAUUGGAAGGUCAUCAGCAGGCAAUUGCUGGUAUAACAGAGAGGUUAGAUCACUUUGCGAAUGUUUUGAGUUCCUUGGUUGAAUCUAUAAAUGUUAAUUCAUUUAGAGAUCGUGAGGUAUCUACUGAGCCUAGAAAUCAUGAGGAGCGGACUGUGUUUCAAAGAAGUGUUAGGUUGGACUUUCCACAAUUCAGUGGAAAUGAUCCUUCGGGGCAGUUUAAUUCAUGGGAAUCAAUGGUGGUUGCCUUGCAAGGGAGAUUUGGACCAUCAAUGUUUGAUGACCUAAUGGAGGCUUUGACUAGGCUGAAGCAAACUACUUCAAUUAGUUUGUACACUUCACAAUUUGAAGCCUUGGGUUUAUCUGGAAGACAUAAGAUGAGCUGUUUUAUUAGUGGGUUGAUGGAUGAGAUUCGUAUACCUGUGAAGAUGUUCAAUCCAUUAAAUCUUGGAGCUGCCUUUGGUUUAGCUAAACUGCAGGAGGAGUACGUGUUGUCUUCAAGGAAGUCUUGGAGGCAAACUAGUCAUUUUGCUGAUAAGUGGCCAGUUUACAAUGAAAGGCUUGUAGAUUCGUCGAGUAGAGGCCAGAAGGAAGUCAUUCAGUCUGUAGAGGAACUUGAGGCACAGUUACUGCCUGAACAGCAAAAUGUGUUGAAGGAAGGGUCAGAAGAACUUGAAGUUUCCAUUCAUGCCAUUUCUGGUUGUAUUAACAGAAGUACACACAAUUUCUUGGAUCCAUUGGUAGUUAAAGCAGCAAAGUUAAAAGUGAUGGAAGAUAGAAAUCUUCAAGUUAAGGUAGCUAAUGGUACUAAAAUUGCUACUCAAGGAAGAUGUGAGGAAACAAUAAGGUUUGAAGUUGCUGGUAAGAAAUUACUUCUACAAGGGCUACUGUCUGAAAAAGUCCAAGUAGAACCUACAGUAAAAAUGUUGAAAUCUUCCUUUGUGAGACAAGAGGGAUGGUUGUUACAAUUGGUAGCCAUUGAUGAAAAGCAAGCUAGAGCUGAAGUUUUACCAGAAAUUGUAUUAAAGGAAGGCACUACUCCAGUUUCAGUAAGACCAUAUAGGUAUGUUCAUUACCAAAAGACUGAAAUUGAGAAGAUUGUGCAGGAUUUAUUGAGUAAUGGAGUGAUUCGACCAUGCCAAAGCCCUCUUUCAUCACCUGUCCUUUUGGUUAAAAAGGCUGAUGGCACUUGGAGAAUGUGCAUUGACUAUAGGGCCCUCAAUCAAGAAAAUGUCAAGGAUAAAUUUCCCAUCCCUGUGAUCGAUGAACUCCUGGAUGAAUUGCAUGGUGCAAGAUAUUUUUCUAAGCUUGAUUUGAGGUCAGGCUAUCACCAAAUCAGGGUGAGGGAAGAAGACAUUUCUAAGACUGCAUUUAGAACUCAUGAAGGCCACUAUGAGUUCUUGGUAAUGCCUUUUGGGCUUACCAAUGCACCUACCACAUUUCAAGGGUUAAUGAAUCAUGUUUUUAAACCCUUUCUUAGAAAAUUUGUCCUCGUCUUUUUUGAUGAUAUCUUGAUAUAUAGUCAAGAUUUAAAGGAGCAUUUGGUGCAUUUACAAACAGUUCUAUCUGUUUUGCAACAGAAUACCUUAUUUGCCAAGAAGUCUAAAUGUAGAUUUGGGGCUGUUGAAGUAGACUACUUAGGCCAUAUCAUCUCGGGAGAUGGAGUUAAAGCAGACCCUACAAAGAUUUCAGCAAUGGUGGAAUGGCCUACUCCUAAAACAGUGAAGGCUUUAAGGGGUUUUUUGGGCCUAACUGGCUACUACAGAAAAUUAGUAAGAAAUUAUGGCUCAAUAGCUGCCCCAUUAACAGAUUUGUUGAAGAAGAAUGCUUUUCAGUGGUCAUUGGAAGCUGAGGAAGCCUUUAAAUUGUUGAAGGAAGCUGUAUCUAGUCCACCAGUGUUAAAGCUGCCAGAUUUUAGCAAGGAAUUUACCAUAGAGUGUGAUGCAUCAGGAGUGGGAUUAGGUGCUGUGCUAAUGCAAAAUAAUCAGCCUAUAGCUUUCUUUAGUAAAGUUUUAAAAGGGAAGGCACUAUUACUUUCCACAUAUGAGAAGGAAUUCUUGGCAAUUGUAUGUGCAGUGGGGAAGUGGAGGCCUUAUUUGCUUGGGCAAACUUUUAAGAUCAAAACUGAUCAGCAAGCUUUAAAGUAUUUGCUUGAACAGAAGAUAGCUACUGAAGCUCAAUAG